Quercus lobata is the source of this 3903-nucleotide messenger RNA. RefSeq lists its product as uncharacterized. Lineage: Eukaryota; Viridiplantae; Streptophyta; Magnoliopsida; Fagales; Fagaceae. Gene Ontology annotation, cellular component: integrator complex. The transcript is spliced from 8 exons. The record is from RefSeq and is a predicted model, not a curated record. Gene Ontology annotation, biological process: snRNA 3'-end processing. Bases 213 to 3686 code for a protein of 1157 amino acids.
ACUUCUUCUUGGUGGUGACCAACAGAGUCUAGUUAGAAGGACAGAGGUAGUACCUUGGAUGCUAAAUAACAAAACAUCGACUGCCCAAACAAAGAUGAAAACUUGGUCGAUGUUCAAUCUCUCUCUAUUUGCCUCCGCCGCCGACCGGUAACCUCGUCCUCGUCUGCCUCUCUUUCUUGCCGGUGGCAAGAGGGAUUUGGGAAGAAGUGGUAAUGGAGAGAAAUUCUACUGCCUGUGCUAUGGAAUGGAGUAUUGAGCUGGAGAAGGCCCUCCGCUCCAGAAAACCUGGUCAACCUGUUGAAGCUAUAUUACAGAUUGGGCCAAGGCUUGAGCAUUGGAGUAGAGAACCUGAACCAAGUAUGGCAGUAUAUGACAUGUUUGGCUUAGUGCCAGGGGAGGAUAGGCUUUUUGCGAACACCAUCCUAUUAAGGCUUGCUGAUGCGUUUAGGCUAGGUGAUAAACACUCUAAACUUGCUAUUGUUAGGAUUUUCUUAUCUGAGUACAGAAAACAUGACAAGAAGAAUAAAAGUAAAGGAAAGAAAGGGAUUUUGUCUAAGGCCAGGCUGCACAACCAUCUAGAAUUGUUGACAAGAGUAAAGGAUGUUUUUGAUAAUGGGGAAGUUGAGUCAAGAGCAUUGGCUUUAGCUCUCUUCGGUUGUUGGGCAGAUUUUGCAAAAGACAGUGCUCAGAUAAGAUACGUGAUUCUUUCCAGUCUAGUUUCUUCUCAUGUUUUGGAGGUAAAAGCAUCAUUAUUUGCUGCUGGUUGCUUUUCUGAGUUAUCAGAUGAUUUUGCUUGUACUGUACUGGAGAUGCUGGUUAAUAUGUUGACUUUAUCUGAAACAUCACCUGCUGUAAGGUUAGCUGGGGCACGAGUUCUUGCAAAAAUUGGGUGCUCAUAUUCAGUUACAAAUAGAGCUUACCAGACAGGUCUAAAGUUGGUGUUGGACUCUACAGAAGAGGAUUUUUUGGUCGCUUUGCUGGUUUCACUCUCAAAACUUUCUUUCAAAUCAACAGUUCUUAUUUCUGAACAGGUGGACCUUCUUUCCUCAUUUCUUAGAGGAGAAAAAACUACGCAUAUGAAAGCUGCUGUAUUAAGAUGCCUGCACUUCCUUUUAAUAAAAGGACCGUGCCAUUUCCCUGUUAGUGCAGAUCUAGUCAAAGCAUUAUUCAGCACAUUAAAUGAUCCUGAACUUCCAACAAACAUGCAAUGUGAAGCUCUACAGAUUUUGCAUAAGAUACUUCCUUAUAUGUCACCUCAAUUGCCUUGUCUGGACACCCCUGAAUUCACUAAGCUUUUAACCAUUGCUGAAGAUUUCUCCCAAUCUCCAAUUGCGUUGAAUGGUUUCUUUUUGAUUCAUGUUCUGGGAGAUAUAUCAAGGAAGCUUGGGGGGAAAAUGGAAAUGGAAUCUGGUAUGUUUGGUUCCUCUCUGUUGUCGAGGGUGAUCUCAUUGGUUAUAGAUCAGAUGACCUUGCUGGUAAAGCCAUUAAUAGAUCUUUGCCAGAUUGCCUCCAAAGUGUUUCAAAGAGUUUGUAGUCUGCUCAACCUUCUUCUUCUUUUGGUUGGAGAACAUCCAGAUCAGGGUCCUUUGGUGCUGGAUAAAAUCUAUUUAUUUAUUGAAUAUGUUGUAAAUAUGCAUGACCACGUCAUGGCUACAAGACAUUCAAAUAGACUGGGUCCUGACUUGGACUUAACAAGAGAAAAGAGCAGAGUGAUUAGGUCAAAGCUUGUAUUGGCUGCAUGUAGAUUUAUUGUUGCCUGUCUUGAAACUCUCACUGAGGCUGGCACUGCCACAACCACAGUAUUUGAAAAAGUAAAACUUCUGGUUGAGCGUGUGUGUCAGUGCAGCUUAUUUGAUUGCUAUAUACAUACAAUCCUCUCUUUAUUGUUCCACUGUAAAAUAAUUUGGGGCUUUUUGGUGAAUGAAAGUAAGGAAACUUGUGAUCUUAAUAGAAACUCUGUUAAUUAUCACUUGAUUGAGAAGGAAGUUCUUACCCUAGAGUGUGCAAAUAAGAUGUUGAAAGAGAGGUAUAACUGGCCUGCUUACAGAGCUGGGAUGUAUGCUGCAUGUCAGGGAGCAUGGUUCACAGCCACUUUCAUAUUUCAACAGUUAAUAACAAAGGUUCAGUCUGAUAUCUGCUACUCCUGGUUAAAAUCUAUAAUUCAAUUGGCUCAUUCUGAGAGGAAAAUCCAGCUACUGCUUUUACCAAAACAGGGGUCUACUUUAGUAGAAUGGUUAGAGAAGAAUAAAUUUCCUGUUAGUGAUGAUAUAGGUGAAAUCAGCAGAGAUACAACUGGAAGGUCUAAUGAGCCUAAUUACAGUGAAGAGCUUCUUGGGGCUUAUAGGGGUAUCUGCUCUGCAGGGGAAACAUUAGAACGUGCUGUCUCAUCAGGUCAAGAAUUUUAUUUCCAGAGAUGGUUUUUGUAUCUAAGAGCUAAACUUCUAAGAACUUUGGUGGAUUUGCUAAGAAUUCAUGCAACCAUUCAGUUUAGCUUGGACAGGAUUAGCAAUAAUGGAGAGAUUGAGUUCCUGAAAUCUUUUGCAGAAUUUAUUCAAAUAUCUUGUCAGUUUAGGAAGCUAGCAAAAGAAUUUGAUUUAAUAGCCACAUCUUCCCUUGGUAUAGACAGCCAAAGUUCAAUAGUCAUUUCGUCACUUGCACUAAGUUGUUCACUCUUGGCCUUCAGUACUGGUUUCAUACUUUUUGUUCCAAAUCUUGCUGCCUAUGAAACUGUCACAAGUUGUGGUGUAGAAAACUCAGAAUACUGUUCACGUGCAAUGUUAAUACAAAAUUUAGUUGGGCGUUUGUGGCAUAUAGACCAUGAGACAAGUAGGAAUCUCUGCCAGAUUUUAUAUGUCAGUGCACAGCUUAAGAACUGUUUACAUGCCAGUGGACAGCUUAAGAACUGUUUCAACUUGCAGUCUAGAAAUAAACUUUUGAAAGUUGGUUGUGAAGAAAAAGAUAUUCUUACUCUUUGUAGUUAUGCUGUUUCUGGGGUUGUUGGUUUGCAAGAGGCAAAUAGAGAGCACAAUGAAGACAUGUUACCCGAAGUUAUCAAGGAUGGUUUACAACUUCUUUUGAACAUUAUUAUGAAAUGGAUACAAAUUUCUUUUCGGACCCCCAAAUAUCUCUUUAAAGUAAGGCCUUGCACUGGAUCAAAGCUCUUUGCCCACAACUCAGACACUAAAAGCUCAGAUAAUAUAUCCGUAUUGCCAGGCUUCCAUCUAUCAUUGAACCUGUGUCUUCAACUGAAUAAUUUGCCACCAGAUCUCCCAUCUCGGCUGACCAAGUUAUAUUGCAUUCUUUAUUGUAGAGUAUCCUUUCAGGAGCACAGACCAAGUGAAGAAGACAAGGAAAAAAUGCAGUGGGGCUGUCGAGCUUGGGAAAAUGAUGAUAUGGUGGAAAUCAAUGAAAUGUUAUUUCGUUAUGUGACAAAUUUACAUACAAAAGGAAUCAAUAAUAGUAAGCGCAGGAAGUAUGAUAAAAAUGAGGACGGGGUUGUUUAUGCAUUUGUGCAUUUUGAACCAAAUGAGAGUGGCCAAGGAUUUGCAAGUUGCUUGCUUGAUAUUUCUAGUUUUCCGGUAGGUUCUUAUAGAAUUAAGUGGCAUAGUUGUUGUAUUGAUGAUGAGGGUUCUUAUUGGAGCCUCCUUCCUCUGAAUGCUGGACCUGUAGUUACUGUUGGCAGAUGAUUUUGUGAAAAAUCUGCUGAUACAUGUAAAUGAUCUUGUAUGCUGCAUAUAACGUAACAUAUAAGUUAUUUCCUUAGAAAUAGAUUCAUCAUGUAUUGUAACAGAUUUGUUAGGUAUUGUAACCUUAAGGAUUGUAUCUGAGACUAUCCACCUUGUGUGCAAGACAUAAAAGAAUGGUAUCCCUUAGAAGAGAAAUAAAUUUGCUUUCUAUUCAUUA